CAAAAAUAAUAAUAAAACCCUCCAUAGUUGGUUUGUUGGUUGGUUGGCAGCCCCCAUAAUCGCAUGCAUAACACCAAUCCGCAACAGUAAAGUGAUGUCAAACUUCUAACACUUGUGCUGGGGGGACAAUGUGGCAAUGGAACAUAAAGAUCACAUAUGGGGAGAGAACUCCAGCACGAACACCAAACGAGAGAAUAUGCUCCAAUCGAACAACAUGAGAACAAAUGGAAGGCAGAACAACGCCAGUUGACAACAAAGUUUGUAAGUUGCUCAGUUUCAUUUCCGAUGGGCUGCUUGCUGGCUACCAAUUGAGUGUAUGGGUGUAUGAGUGUGUGAUGUUUGGUUGGAUCGCUUUGGUUUGGCACGAUAUGCUUGCUGCUGGCCACAGAUAACACAACCGAUACAACCGUGAAUUCAAUGAAUUCAGUUACUCACGAGCGGUCUUUUGGUUUAUACGUUACACGGGAGUGCGCAAGCGCGAUAAAACGGUCUCCAGAAUAUUACAAAAGUAAAAACAAAAAAAAAAAAAAAAAAACAAUUGAAAACAAUUAAUAAAACUAAUAAUAAUUAUCGAUACAAUAAAAAAAUGAGUAUACCUUUCAAAUAAUUAUUAAAUACGUGUUUUUAAAAAAAAAAAAAUAAUAAUAAUAAAAAUUUCCAAACGAUCGAAUCAAACUCAAACCUAUUUACAUCGAAACAGAUUUUGUAACAGACAAUUCCCUUGUGUUUUCUGUGCAAUGCCCAAAAUAAUUUUUGAAUCAGUGAUCGAUCGAUGAUUGCUGAAAAAGUGGUUAUUUACUUUGCGUGUUAUUCAAAUAAAUCGUGAUUGAUAAAAUAUUGUCAAAAGCGAAACUUAAAAAAACAAAGCCUUUGAUUUCAAAGUGAAGAGUAAAUUUAAAAUAUGCAACAAAUGAGAUGCAACAUGUGGAAAAUCACUUAGAAAAUUAUAAUUUUUUUUUAAAUAAAAAAAAAAAUUAAAAACAAAAUUUUCCAAACCUUGGAAAAAUUAAAUCAAACAUCAAGUGCUAUUCUUUGGUCAUUUCAAGUUUGACUGUUUUUCCUUACCAAUUUUAUUUACAUUUGAUCCCAAUAAAACAACUUUAACGUUUUGCAUUCUGCAUGCUGACUGCUUGUCAUUCAAAGAAGUUUGGCGUCUUUUCGGAUUUUGUCACAAACCCAAAAAAAAGAAACAACAAAAAAUACAAAUUAAAACCCACCACCUGUUCUAAUGUGCUCGCUCCACAGAUUUUGGCAGCAUAUCAAAAUAAACGAACCGAAUGAAUACACAACCUCACUCAACUAGAGGACCGUGAAUAUAUUUACACCACAUAGGCGCGCAUAAGCCUAAUAACAUUCAUACCCAUAUCCAUACACAUAGGGACAACAACAGAACAUACAACGUGAUAUGCUAGCCUUUGCCAACUAAAAACAAACAACGGAAACAAAUAUCGAUAAUAAACCAUAUUUUUGAUACUUUUUAUUUGGGGGCGGAGUUUUUCCCCAUCUAUUCAAUUCCCUACCCAGAUUUGGCUUUUAAGAAUUGGGAACAGGCGCAUAGGCAACAAAUACCCGUCAUGUCACGGCAGACAUCAUCAACAGCAGCAACAACACCAAGAACACGCCUCGCAUAUGAACUAAUUGAAAAUUCCAAAGGAGUAAUUACACAAACAAAUGACAACACGUUCUAGACAUUGUCGUUGCCGGCAUAUAUCACAACCACAGCCAACUUGCAUUGUCGUUGGUAAUAAUUGUCAAUUACACAGACGCUUCAAGCGAACGCAGUUUAGGAGAACCAAAAUCUUCGAAUUAUUUUAUUUCAACCGGAAAACCCUAAAAUUAUUUUCCCUUAAAUAAAACUAUUUGGCGGCAGUCAAACCAACCGACCCCAAACAUAAACCAUUCGAACUUCGAACACAACUAUUCUAUUUAUCCAUUGAAAAAGGAACGUGCCCGCCCUAGACUCAGUCUAAGCGGAGCCUUCAUACAUCACGCACACCCACACACACAUAAUGGACUCACGCAUCGGCCUGGAUUACAUUGUCGAAAAUCGUGAUUACAUUUCGAAAUUAGGUACCGCAUUAGAUACGAACAAUGCCGUAGUUAAGAAGCAAGUAUUCGAAUUGCUAUCGGCCUUAUGUGCAUAUAAUGCAGAUGGUUAUACUCGUGCCAUAGAAACAUUAGAAUUUUAUAAGAAUCUCAAAAAUGAACGUUAUCGUUUUAAAAUUGUCAUCAACGAAUUGGAGAAGGCAACUAAUAUUGAAUAUCAAGUCGCCCUGCUGGCAUUCAUCAAUUGUGUGAUAAUAUCAGCGGCCACUCUGCAAGAUCGAAUACGAAUACGCAAUGAAUUUAUAGGUUUAAAAGUUCUUCCCCUGUUAAAUAAUUUAAGAAAAGUUGCACAAAGUGUAGGAGAUAUUAUUGUACAAUUGGACGUAUUCGACGAGCAGAGAGAAUGCGACGAAGCCCAAAGCCUACAAGGCCCAAAUGGCAUCAAUCUAAACUCACAUCUUGACGUCUUCUAUGCAAUACUGCGACAGGUGGCCGAUACACCACAGGAAGUGCCAUUCCUUAGUAUACUGCAACAUUUGUUGCGAAUCGAUCCGAAAGAACACGUUAGUGAUGUUGUCUGGGACACAACCGAAAAACUAGUACAUCGAGCCACUCUACUGGAAAGCCAUGAAGAUUCGGUGCGUCUGUUGCGCACCACGACUGCACAGAAAUUCACCUGUCCCAAUUGCCGCAGUGACGCUGUGAGUCCGACACGUAAACCGAAUGCUACGACCAUAGCUCCACCUCCGCCACCACCACCCGCUCCGGCACCGCCCCCACCGCCACCUGGGUGUGGUAAGGUGGGCGGUAGUGUAGCAGGAGGAGCUCCACCGCCACCACCACCCCCAAUGACAAUGUGCAAUGGUCCGCCAGCGCCGCCACCUAUACCCGGAGCACCACCAGCUCCACCGCCAGUUGGAAAUCUACUAUCUGCUAAAACGACUAUGCCUGCCCGUUCACUAACCCCCGAGCCACGUCUCAAUGAUGUGUUGCUGCCGCAACAGGACACCCCAGCGCCAAAGGCGAAAAUGAAAACUCUGAACUGGGGCAAAAUUCCACCACACAAAGUGAUAGGUAAACAGAAUCUAUGGACCAUUGUGGCUCACAAUCACCAGGAUACCACAAUGGAGGAUAUUGAUUGGAAUGAAAUGGAAGGACUGUUUUGCCUGCAAUCAACCAGUGCCCAGGGUUCACCGAAAUUGGGAAGGGCCGAUGGUUCGGCUGGGGCCAGUAGUAGCGGUUACGAUACCCUCGAUCGUAAGUCGAAGAAGGAAAGUACCGAAAUUAAUUUACUCGAUGGCAAGCGGACGCUGAAUGUGAAUAUAUUCCUGAAGCAGUUCAAGGGAUAUAAUUCCAAUGAAGAUAUUGUACAGCUAAUACAGGACGGUAAUCACGAAGUGAUUGGAGCCGAAAAACUUCGUGGUCUUUUGAAAAUCCUACCCGAAGUCGAUGAAAUUGAUUUGCUGAAGUCAUUCAACGGCGAUCGCCAACGGCUAGGCAGAGCUGAAAAGUUCCUGCUGCUGCUUAUGGAAGUUCCAAGCUACAAACUACGCAUUGAAAGUAUGUUGCUGAAGGAGGAAUUCGCCGCCAAUGUUACAUAUCUAGACCCCUGUAUAAAUACCAUGCUUGAAGCGGCCGAAGACCUCAUGAAUUGUCGAUCUCUGCAAGAAGUCCUGUAUUUAGUUGUGGUAGCUGGUAAUUUCUUAAAUUCUGGUGGUUAUGCCGGAAAUGCUGUGGGCGUUAAGCUUUCCUCACUGACCAAACUAACCGAUAUUAGGGCGAAUAAGCCCGGCAUGAAUCUAAUACAUUUUGUGGCCAUACAGGCGGAGAAACGCGACGCGUCACUGUUGAAUUUCACCAAUGAAUUGAGUAAUCUAGAAAGUGCUUCCAAAACUAAUUUAGAACAAAUUGGCAUUGACAUAAAGAACCUUGAUUCGCAAUUACAAAAAAUCAAAAGACAAAUUGAAAUGCCCAAUACCGAUGAAGAUAUUAAAGAUCAAAUGAUGGACUUUUUGCAAAGUGCCGAAGGAGAAAUGACAGUCCUUAAGGCCGGCAUGGAUGCUGUGGAUAGUAUGCGCCUAAAAUUGGCCGAUUUCUUUUGUGAAGAUCCGGCCACCUUCCGGCUGGAAGAAUGCUUUAAAAUAUUGCAAACCUUCUGUGAUAAAUUCAAGCAAGCUGUCAAAGAGAAUGAACGACGCCAGCAGUUGGAGGAGCAGGCUAGCUUAAGGCAGAAGCAGAGAGAAGAACAAAUGGCCAGGAGAGCCAAAUAUGCAACCCUUAAUGGAACCCCAAGCUCAGAUUUCGAUAGCCAAUUUUCAUUGGAUUCUUCCUUUGAUCCCAGAGCCAGUCCAGCGUUGUCCCGCAAACGUUAUGGCUCAUUUAACAAUGGCAGUAAUGCGGAAGUCAACAAUAGCUUUAUACGCUCAGAGGCUACAAAUGGCCAUUGUGAUGGCCAAUCACCGGACAUAACACCCAAUGGCAGUAUGAGAAGACGUCGCAGUCGAGUCCUAAACGAGGAAGACGAUUUAAUGGAAUUUUUGCGUACCUCAGGACAUGAACGCAAUAGCCGUGAGAGAAAGGCAGCCUACGGAAGUUUAGAUCGCUCAUGGGCCCGUCGUGCUCGUUCAGGAAGCUCUAGUCGUAAACGUCCCGAUUUAUUGAAUAUUGAUUUUGGAGCAGACAGAGAGCGUGCCGCUUCUCCCCUACCCAUCAAUGUGGCAGAGAAAUGUUCUCCUCUGUCACCCAGCAAUGGAGAAAUUGUUCAAACGAACAAUGAUGACACAAAACCAAGAAUAUCUCGUGAAUGGCGUCAAAAAAUCGAAAAUUGGUUACAAUCGAACGAAAACGAUGAAAAACAAGACGAGGAAUACAAACGUAAGCGACGUUUGGUUAACAUUAAUAGGCGUUCGCUUGAAAACGAGUCAGAAAGCGAACGAAAAUUGGAUACCUUACCCGAAGAGAAAUUUGUACCAACUACACCGAACUCUUGUACUAAAACAUCUAACCAACAAACACUAACCAAUAAUGUUACUAAUAAUAACAAAAAUCGUGAUGGCUACAAACGUGUCUAUCCGGACUGGAAGCCAUCGAAGACAUUGGAAACGGAUGUUGUUGGUACCAUAGAAGCCAUUGCCAAUGUCAAUGAUGCCCGAGAAAAUUCUAAAAAACAAUUGGAAAAGCCAAGCAUAUCGGAAUCAGAUUUAAGUUCCACAACAAAAUCAUACAUCCACAACAAAUACUCUGCACCCUAUUCCAAUACCGAAGAGGUUGUCUAUCGCAGGCAACGUUCAGUGGAAAAUAAUCCAAUGCAGUUGGAUCCCAUUGCCGAAGAGGAUCGCCGUAAAUCUUUGAUUGCUCAACAAAUGGCCGAGAAAGAUGCACAUGAGCGGUUACAAAUCUACAUACGUUCACCGACCUCGACGACACCGGCGGAUCGUAAAUCUGUCGAAAGAACGUCGCCGCCGCAUCAUCCUCAUCAGCAACCUGCAACCGUAUCACAAAAUUCGACGACUGUAACAAAUGACACAGCAGCUAGUAGUACCAAAGUUAAUUAUGUCGAACGACAUAAAUCCAAAUCACCAUCGCCAUCAUUCCAAACGAAUAGAUUCCAUUCGGAUAAUACCUCACUGAAAUGCAAUGAUAUGCACAGCAUCUCGAAACGCAAAGAAAUCGAUGCGGAUAAUAUUGAAACACCACCCGCGUCCAGGAGAAUCAUAUCUAGUCCCACAUCCACAUUGGUGACGGUCAAUCGCCCGGAACCAACAAAAACUCAGGUCGAAACAAAUGCGGAGAGUUAUCCUGCUGGUAAUGACAUGGAAUCUUCAGAGACGCCCGGCCAUUUCGAUCGUUACUCCAUAGCCAGACGCACACGACGCUACAAGCGACCCACUGACUACAGCAGUGGAAAUGAAGAGUUGACCUCAGCCAAAGAUUCGAGUGAAGAGAAUUCACUAAACCAAAUAAACAAAACGGAAGAAACUCCCCAGGAAGUGGCCCCCGUAACGGCUCCAGUACCGCCCAAGGUCGAUGAGAUCACAAAACCGGAAAAACCGAAACGUGUUUCGGCCAGAACCAUAACUAAAUUGGAAAAGGUUGGGCGCCAUAUUAGUUCCAUUAAUCAGGAAGAUGUUCAGGAGGCAUUGCGUAAUCUCAAAUCACCCACAGAUGUACCCGAACGACUCUGGAGUCCUCCACGAGAAAUACUCAGUCAAAGAUCACCAAAUCUGGCCACAACAACAACAACAGCUAAUGGCAGCACCAUCAUCAAAGUAUCGAAUCACGAGUUGAACGAUGAAGGUUUUGAAGAAACCCAAAGUCUAGUCUCCGACACACCUUCUCAAGGUAAAGAGAGUAUAAAUUCCUCUUGCAAUGAAGCCAAUGAAAUCAGUAAACUGUCACAAAAACCAGUAUCACAAAAAGUCACUCCAAUACAGAAAAUCUCCAGCCGUUUGGCCGAUAGAUUACAAAUCUCCCGCUUACGCUCAUCAACAGCCAAGUCACAAACAAAUGCUACGGGGACGACGACAGGUUCGGCACGUAGAACACCCUCGGCCUCGGUUGAUCGUUCGAGAGCAACGCGCUCGACAAGUGGACCAGCAGUGCAUGGUCCAGCUAGCUCACCGGCAGCGGCCCACAUGAGCAACUUCACCAACAAUGCCAUAAGAAGAGCUACGUCCCUGCGCAAGACACUACCCCAAGUAGCGGAAGCAGCAUCGAACUCCAACAAACGUGAUGUGGAACGCAGCAGUUCACGCAACAGCUUACGUUCAUCGCGUUCCUCCAUAAACAGUGCCACCUCUACGAAUACCGUAAAACGUAUGCCCAUGGGCCUGGGGAACCACAAGAGUCCCCUGCAAACCAUGUCCGUAGAUUCAUCGCCCAGCAAACGACCAUUGGGUACACAAAACAUCCGGACAAGUGCAAAUCGUUUGGGUACCGGUGUACCGGCAAGUCGUUCAAGUUCUAGUGGUUCCAGUGUCGGGCCCAGUGUUGUGGUGGUCAGAAAUAGAAUAAAUCCCGCAACACAACGUCAAACUUCUUCCCACUCCAGUCUGGGGAAUAGUACAAGUUUCAAAGAGAAUCAAACAAAUAUUGGUUCGACAAGACCACAAUCGGCUCGUUCGGCUAUUUUGGUCAAGGCCACUAUUACCAAUCCAUCUCAAACGGCCGCACAACAACAACAGCGUGGUGCAACCUCUCGCAGUAGUUCAAGUGUACGCUCAUCAAGUAGUUUUAUGCGACCAACUGCUUCGAGUGCCACCAAACGUUCGAAAUAAAAUUGAUAGAAGAAUCCUUUAAUAGUACAGAAAUAAUAAAAUGGAAAAAGGUAAAGAACAAAGCAUUCCAGAUUUAGACAGGAAAAAAUAACUAACAACACAGGGAAAAAAUACAAAACAAAAAGGGUUUCCAUUUUUGCAGCCAUGUUGGGUAAUAAUAUUGAGAGGAGAACAGCAUAUUUUUUUCAUGUCAGUCAUGGUGUAAUGAAAUUCUGUCCUUGAAAAAUUAUUUUCCAUACCAACAACGAUAUUUUUGUAAAUAUUUAAAUUGUUGUGCCUAAAUAUGACUUUGUAUAAGCCAUGGCACAAUGAAUCACCGACACAACCAGAAACGCAAAUUUUAACUAUUUGGGCGCCAACAAACAAAAAUUAUAAUUAUUUAAAGCAAAAGGUUAAUUUUUUUAAAUUUAUAUAGACGUCGACAAGAGUGUUUGAAAAGUCAUAUUACUGACAUUGAUAAAUUGGUUUCUAUAAAAACAAUGUGUUUUUGUAAAAAUGUUAGUUGUUAUAUUUAAAUAUGCCUUAGUAUAACUCAUGGUACAAUGAAUCGCCGACUUAGCUAUAAAUGCCCUACGAAACCAUUUGGGCGCCAACAGAAAAAAAAUGUAAUUUUUUAAGCAAAAAGUUCAGAAAAGCUAUAAAAUGGAUACAUCGUCAGUGAAAAAUCCACCUUAACAUUUAAGAUUCGUUCCAACAGUUCGUAUUAGGCCUUUUUAGUAUUCAAAAUGCACAAUUUGCUCAGUCUGACAAAAAUUGUUAUCAAAACUUCAUACAUGGUAAUAAAUUUUCAGACUUUUAAGAACUUAUAUAUUAUUCAAUGUUUUCCUAUUUCGGAAAGAAUAAUUGGAAAACGUUUACGUUAUUAACCAUUAAGUCGUCAAAAUCUUUCAUUUUGAACUUUACGGAGCAGGCAUAAAGGACCCACAUCCAGUUGUUUUGUCCAAAAGUAUUUCCAUAUGUUAUCCCAACAAACUAACAGUGAUCUCAAUAUGAAAUUUCAAAACCUCAACUCUAUCCUUUCCCCAAUUCCUAAUUUAGUACCGUUUCGUAUGCAUAUUCCAAAACAAUCUACAUCUCUACCCCAUAGACACCAACAGUGAUCCGAAUUAAGUUCAAUUUAGUACUUUUCGUACAAUUAUGGUACACAUUUCCCAAAAGACCUCCAUAUCCCAAUCCCAGAUACCAACAGAGACCUUAAUAUUAAAUUUGAGGAUUCCAGCACUAUUCCUUCGCCCAAAUACAGUACGCAUUCCCAAACCAUCGCCAAAUCAAGAAUCUAGAUAUCAAAAUUUAGAAUUGUAUUUAGUACUUUUUGAAUUAUUACAGUACACAUUUCCUAAAUCCUUAAUAUCUUAAAAUUCGUAAUUUCUGCUCUAUUCCUUUACCCAAUACUAAAUUUAGUACUAUUUAUUACUUUUGAGUACAAUUAUAAUAAAAAUUUCCAGAGCCUACUCCAUAUCUCAAUGCUAUAUACCUAUAGAGACCUCAAAAUUAAAUUCCAAGAUUCCAGCUCAUUCGCUUCACCCAAUACCAAACAUAGUGCCAUUCAGUACUUUUCGUACAAUUAUAGUACAUAUUUCCGAAACCACCUCCAUAUGUCCAGGCUACACAUAAACAGCGACCCUAAUACCAAAUUUCAGACUUGAAGCAUUAUCUCUUCACCCAAUGCCAAAUUGUACUGAAUAUAGCACUAUUUAGUACUUUUCGUGCACCAUUUCCAUAAUUAUAAUACAUAAUUUCGGCUCCAUCCGUUCUCCCCAAAUCCGUUCACAGUUCAAAGACUUGGUACACAUUUCCAAAACCACCUCCAUACAUCCAACUUAGUUUCCAACCUUGAUUCUCAUACCGAAUUCAAUUUUUUAGCUCUAUCCGUUCAUAUAAUACCAAAUAGCACCAUUGUAGAAGUUUAGUACCAUUUUAUAACUGUUCGUAACCUUAAGCCUGAACUCUUUGGUACCUCUAUACUGCAUUCCAUUAGUAACUGUCAUCCCAAAUUUCAGAAUUCAUAAAUAAGUGCUCAGAAAUUGCGAGUUUCACCUGCUACUUUCAACUUCUGAAUUCGAGCGGAAGUACGUCAGUGAGUAAAAAGAAUGGAAUUCUCCUUUUUUAUACGACACGAAUAAGACCGGUACCUUGCAACACAUUCUAAUUUUUCCUCUUUUUAUGGCCUAUCUUGUAUACAUUGGCCCAUGGUGCACAUCUUUCGAACGAUAUGCACGCUAGUCGGAGCCCCAAAAUGAACUGGAGAGUGAAACCCGCUUGUAUUUUAAAGAGUAUUCUUCUACGAGUUAAACACAAGAAAUCGAGAGUACCCUAUUUUUCUAAGACUCGAAUUAGAGCGGGAAUUCGUUGCUCAUUUUUGAGAGAGAGCAAAACGUAUCCAUAUUGAGUAGGUUCUACUUUUUUUGAGCACUCCUUUAAUUUUUUAUAUACCUAGUUUUCAACAAAUGAUACGGUUUAAACCCCCUUGCAAUAUUCAGCAUCUCAUGUUUUCCAAAAUUUUUGUUUCCAUUUGAUUUCACUCUAGAAGUAAACUCUAUUUCGAAUAUUUUGACUCCCAUUCUUAUGUAUCAGACAGGUGUACUCGCGUGCGCUCCAAAAUUAGGAAAUGAUCUUCUUAUUUCUUCUCCAAAAAGCAAUUAUUUCGAGACACUAGUGAACUAUCUUUUGAAACUCAGUAGAAACAAUUCUGAAACAUUGCCCUUUUGACUGACAUGAAAAUAAUUAAUCUCGAUUUUUAUUAAUUUUCAAACAAUCCAACACAAUGAAACCCUUUUUGUAUAAACAACAAAAAAAUAACAAAUAUUUUUUUUACAAUCACUUGCAAAUACCUUAUUGAAACCAAAUAAUUAAAUACGUCCUCAAAUAACCAAAAAGCAAAUAAAUCCGAAUAAACACCAAACCGUCCAAAAUUGUUAAAAAUCGUUAAAAAAAAACAAAAUCAAAAUCUUCUUUAGAUAUAUUACAUACAGAUAAAUGUACACAAUUCAAAAAAAAAUGAACUCCAUCCCGAUAUAACAUGAUAUUGUUGUCAAAAGUGAUCGUACAUUAAAAUUAAGUACUGUUUUCAUAGAAAAAAAAUUUCAGAUAAAAAAAUGAACAAAAACUACUUUUUGGAACCCAUUUUCGGAAAAAAAAGAAAAUGUUAGAAUAAUCUAAAAUAUGUGUAAUACUUCUUACCUACACCACUAGCCAUAUAUAUAUUUAUUGCUAGACAGAAUAUACAUCUAAAGUUUGUAAAAGCCAAAAAAAAGGAUUAUGUUACCACAUUUAAUUUUUUUUUUCAGGUCGAAGAAUAAAUUCGGAUUAUGGAAAGGAUUAUGUUACCACUUUUAAUUUUUUUUCAGGUCGAAGAAUAAAUUCGUUUUAGCUGUUGUGACUUCUCACAUACUUCAUUUACCAAUUUUAUGUUUUUUAUUUAUUUUUUUUUUUUUUGAAUUGAUUGAAUUUAAUAACUAAUUCUAUUCUCCGCCUUCAAUGAAUAAUUUUCUUUUUAAUUUUUAUUGUCAGCAUUUUUAAUAAUUUCUUAGUCAAAGUAUGGAUAGUGGUGUAGGGUACCCCCUAUGACCAGUAUUUACAGAUUUUUUUUAUUUUCUUUUCAAAAAUUUUGUGGCAUCUUUGAAGAAGGAAGACCUGAAGUGGUAUGGAGUAUUAUUUUAUUAUCCUCAAUAUAUGUUUUCUAACUUUCAGUCGUCCGCACACGAGUAUGUUUUUUAGAAUUUUUCGGACUUCGGUAUUCCUUGUUAUUAUAUUUUCAAAUAUUGUAGCAAUAGAGUUCAUUGUUAUAGGCAACUGAUUUAAAAAAAAAAAAUAAGAAAAAAUAUUAUCUAAAAUUAGAUAAAAUUUAAGCGUGGUGCAAAUAAAAAAAGAGAAAAUCUGACACCUCCAAAGUCACAAAACCAAUCAAUUGUUUUUAAACAGGAAAUUUACAAAAAAAUUAAACAUUUUAUACAAAAAAAACAACAAUAAAUGUAAUGUAAUGAAUCAACUUUCCAUAUAGAUAUACAUAAAAGACAUUGUUAAUUUUUUUUAUUAACACAUAACUAAGAUUCUUUGUAAUAGAUCUAUUUAGAAUUAAACGGAUAACAGAUAAUGAUAUUUUUAGACUAUAAGCAAAUAUAUGAGAAUGAAUAUUCCCAAUAACAAAUAAUAAAACACAAAUAGUUUAAGUCAGCCCCCAAACCUUUUAAUACUUGAUUCUAGUUUCUUUCUUUCUAAAAUAAACUUUUUUUAAUUUUAAGACAUAAAACAAGCUUACUUUAUAUUUUAUUAAAAAAAUAUUGUUUUUUUGUAACAAAACUCACACAAGUUUCUGACAAAAAAAACUAAAAAACUCUUAAUUAAUAAGCCUACGAUUUAUAAAUUAUUAACUAUAUCAAUUUGUUUUAUAAGCAAUUUUUAAAACACAUUUUUAAAUGUAAUUAGUUUAAGUUCAUCAAAUUAACCAAUCAAACUCACCUCUUAUUCAAAACAAAAACCCAUAACAUCAAUCGAAAUUAUUUACUGAUAAUAAAUAAAAAAUUAAAAUAAUUAAAGAAAUCUGUUAACAUUUCUAAUUUAAAAUAAUAUAAAUAAAAUCGCAAAACCAAUAAAACUUGGUAUUUGUUUAUAUUUUAAUUUAUUUUUUUUUUUUUUAAUUGUAAUUAAUUUUUUGAUACAAUUUCCUUAAUUUGUAAAACUGAACCUAAUAUUAAUAACAAAGAAGCAAACAAACAAAAUUAAUUAAGUCGUUAUGAACAAUGUAUUAGAAACAAAAAAAUAAUACAAUAAAAUUGAAUUACACAUAUAAA
This is a messenger RNA of Musca domestica (house fly), 12112 nucleotides long. RefSeq names its product formin-J (gene form3). Gene Ontology annotation, biological process: cellular component organization. The transcript has 16 exons. Gene Ontology annotation, molecular function: actin binding. NCBI's taxonomy places the organism in Eukaryota, Metazoa, Arthropoda, Insecta, Diptera, Muscidae. The record is from RefSeq and is a predicted model, not a curated record. Bases 2010 to 7322 code for a protein of 1770 amino acids.